This is a messenger RNA of Brachypodium distachyon (stiff brome), 3448 nucleotides long. RefSeq names its product ADP-ribosylation factor GTPase-activating protein AGD3. Bases 301 to 2784 code for a protein of 827 amino acids. Lineage: Eukaryota; Viridiplantae; Streptophyta; Magnoliopsida; Poales; Poaceae. The record is from RefSeq and is a predicted model, not a curated record. The transcript has 19 exons. Gene Ontology annotation, molecular function: GTPase activator activity; protein binding. Gene Ontology annotation, cellular component: cytoplasm.
ACCCGAGCGAUUUCCCUUCCCCUCCCUCCCCCCUCCCCCUUCCCCACCCAAAUCGCUGCCAUUUCGCCAAUCCCGGCGGUUCCCGCGGGCGCACGCACGCACGCCACUCCUCGCCCCCUAGCUUCCUCUUCCCCGGCCGGUGGCGACGACGACGAGCCGGUGCUACGGAGACUAGCUAGGUCUGCGGCGGCGGCAUUGGCGGCGCUUGGAUGAGGAGGUAGCACUCGGAGGUGCGCGCUCGGUGGUGGUGGUGGGAAGGGGCGGCGGAGGCGGCGGUUGCAUGCAGGCAGGCCGGCAGCCAUGUAUUUCGCCAGGCUCGAUGACUCGCCCAUGUUCCGGACGCAGAUACAAACACUUGAAGACAGUGCUGAAAUACUGAGAGAGAGGUGUUUGAAGUUCCAUAAAGGUUGCCGCAAAUACACUGAAGGACUAGGAGAAGCAUAUGAUGGAGAUAUUGCAUUUGCAAGCUCACUUGAAACAUUUGGAGGAGGCCACAAUGACCCAAUCAGUGUUGCGUUUGGUGGACCUGUGAUGAACAAAUUUACAAUUGCCUUGAGAGAAAUAGGAACAUAUAAGGAAGUCCUGCGCUCCCAGGUUGAGCAUAUGCUAAAUGACAGAUUGCUGAGUUUUGUAGAUAUUGAUUUGCAUGACGUUAAGGAUGCUCGGAAGCGUUUUGACAAGGCUAGCCUCUUGUAUGACCAGGUUCGUGAGAAAUAUUUGUCAUUGAAGAAAGGUACAAGAGCAGACAUAACAACUGCCAUUGAAGAAGAGCUCCACAGUGCUAGAUCUUCAUUUGAGCAAGCUCGUUUCAACCUGGUCACUGCAAUUUCGCACGUUGAGGCAAAAAAAAGAUUUGAGUUUUUGGAGGCUGUUAGCGCAACGAUGGAUUCACAUCUUCGAUAUUUCAAACAAGGAUAUGAACUACUGCAUCAGAUGGAACCAUAUAUUAAUCAGGUUCUUGCCUAUUCGCAGCAAUCCAGAGAAAGGGCAAACAAGGAACAAGCUUCUCUUGUAGAGAGGAUGCAUGAGUACAAAAAGCAGAUAGAUCGUGAAAGUCGGUCUUCUGCAAAUGGUUUGAUUGAUUCCCAUAAUGUUGAUGGCAUGCAAACAAUUGGUAGAAGUUCGCAUAAAAUGAUUGAGGCAGUGAUGCAGUCAUCCUCAAAAGGCAAGGUCCAGACAAUUCGUCAAGGUUACCUCUCAAAGAGAUCUUCAAACUUAAGAGGCGACUGGAAAAGAAGGUUCUUUGUUCUCGAUAGUCGAGGAAUGCUGUACUAUUAUCGCAAGCAAAUUACCAGGCCACCUGGUGUUUGUCCGAUCCAAAGAACCAACAACCCACCUGAACAUGGCUCUGGGUUGCUUAGCAGAUUGUUCUCUUCUCAUUAUCAUAUACAUGAUGAGAAAUCUGUUGCACGGCAUACUGUAAAUUUGCUGACAUCAACUAUUAAAGUUGAUGCAGAACAAUCAGAUCUGAGGUUCUGCUUCAGAAUUAUUUCACCCAUAAAGAUCUACACAUUGCAGGCGGAGAGUGCUAUAGAUCAGAUGGAUUGGAUCGAGAAAAUUACUGGUGUCAUUGCAUCUUUGCUGAGCUCACAAUCCCCAGAACAGUGUCUUAUGCAAAGCCCUAGGAGCUGUGGCCUUGACCGGAGUGCCAGUGAGAGUAGUUCAUAUACCAGUUCUGCGGAACUCGAAGCUUCCACAAGCGAUGAUCUAGCAAUGGAAAGGAACAAUGGACAAUAUGAUCCCAGAUCCACACACCAGCACCGAAUGAGCAUCAAACCCGAAAAACCGAUUGACUUGCUUAGGAAAGUUGAUGGUAAUACUAUUUGUGCUGAUUGUGGUGCUCCGGAACCUGAUUGGGCAUCUUUAAAUCUUGGUGCCCUUUUGUGCAUAGAGUGUUCUGGAGUACACAGAAAUCUUGGAGUGCAUAUAUCAAAGGUAAGAUCUCUGACUCUCGAUGUCAGAGUCUGGGAGCCAUCUGUUAUCAAUCUCUUUCAAUCAUUAGGCAACAUGUUUGUCAACAGAGUUUGGGAAGAAACAUUGACUUCAUCAAACAAUGGUUAUUCUGGUGAUAAUACAAGUGUUAAUGGAUCACAGACAGCACAAUACUUCACUGUCAGCAAGCCUAAGCACUCGGAUCCUUUCUCUUCCAAGGAAAAGUUUAUCCAUGCCAAGUAUGCUGACAAGGAAUUUGUACGGAGGCAUAGCAUUGAUGAGAUUCACGUAGCUCAGCAGAUGUGGGAUAAUGUAACUGCAAAUGACAAGCAAGGUGUAUACAGUCUCAUCGUGGCAUCACACGCCAACGUAAAUUUAAUUUAUGGACAGAUGGCUUCCGGUUUGUUUCUGAAUCUUGGAAAAGCACUUCUACAAGAGCAGCCAUCUUCACCAUCUGAUGGAAGCCCUAGAUUUUUUGACUGUAAUUCACAUGAGAAGGUUUCUCCUAGAGAGUCGCUUUCUCCUGCCAGCACAAGUUCGCACGUAGAUGACUUGGAUGAUAGAUAUGAAGGUUUCUCCUUGCUUCAUCUUGCAUGCCGUGUUGCAGAUGUUGGGAUGGUUGAAUUACUUUUGCAGUACGGUGCUAGUGUAAAUCUGUCUGAUUCAAGAGGUCAGACACCCCUUCAUCACUGUAUUUUGAAAGGGAGACAUCAACAUGCUAAGCUUCUGCUCUCCAGGGGAGCCAACGCACACGCCACAGACCGGGAUGGUAGAUCAGCAUUACAGUAUGCAAUGGACCGUUCCUCGAGCGACGAAGAUAUUCUCAUGAUAUUAGAGGAGCACUAUAGAUAAUCCCGCAGGCACGCCUUUUCACUUCAGGAGAGUAUGUCGCCCAGCAUAAAAAAGAGUUAAAAAACACAGAUUACGCUGUGGCGCGAGAGUAACUCAGCUCCAGACUCUGAUAGUCUCCCGGCUCAUCUUGCUGACAGUCCGAAGCAUGCGGCAUGAACAGAACCUAUUCUUGUUCUGGAGAUCCUGCAACAUGACCAUGUGCCGCCUGUUCAUUCUCUUCUCCGGUUCUUCGAUUUUAGCACGAGCCGGCUUUUGUUUAUUCACCUCGCAGAUGGGCUGGUUGAUGUUUGCAGGCGGUGCGUAGUUAAGUUUUUGUAUAUCGAGUUGCUUCUAUUUAUUUCCAUCAUCUUCCCAUCUAACUAUCUAAGGGUUGAAAGAUGGUUGUACAUAUGGAGACAUGUCAUUGUGAUUUAUGGAAUACUAUGAAAUAUACUGGACAUGAUCUAGUCAGUUGUGAGUUGUAACACCUGCUGAUAUCUUGUGGCUGCUGCAGCUGCCUGUCAUUUGCAGCAGAAGAGCCAGCAGCUAGCAGCCCUAGCAUAUCAUCUCUAGAUGAGAAGAUGAAAAUGUCUUGUGCUUUCCUGUGGUAUUUCUUCUCCAAUUGGACUGAUCUGUAUGUAUGGGUUAUUACAUUUCAAUUUCAUGUGUGUAUCUCUUUCUUGUA